This is a messenger RNA of Ictidomys tridecemlineatus (thirteen-lined ground squirrel), 786 nucleotides long. The record is from RefSeq and is a predicted model, not a curated record. Lineage: Eukaryota; Metazoa; Chordata; Mammalia; Rodentia; Sciuridae.
AUGGGUGAGGCCAACAGCUCCAGCCUGACACCAAGAUACUUUAUCCUUAAUGGGAUUCCUGGGCUGGAAGCCGCACACAUUUGGAUCUCCCUGCCAUUCUGCUGUAUGUACAUCCUUGCUGUCGUGGGGAACUGUGGCCUUAUCUAUCUCAUCAGCCACGAGGAAGCCCUGCACCGACCCAUGUAUUACUUCAUAGCCUUGCUGUCCUUCACCGAUGUUUUUGCGUGCACUUCCUUUGUUCCCAAUAUGUUAUGUAUCUUUUGGUUCAGUCUCAAAGAGAUCCACUUUAAUGCCUGCCUUGUACAGAUGUUUUUCAUCCACAUGUGGACAAUAACAGAGUCUGGCAUGCUCAUGCUCAUGGCUCUGGACCACUAUGUGGCUAUUUGCUACCCUCUACGCUAUUCCUCCAUACUCACCCAUACUGCCAUUACCAAGGUUUGGUUUGCCACUUUCUUUAGAAGUGUGUUGCUCACAAUCCCACAUACUUUCCUGAUCAAGCGUCUUCCCUUCUGCAGGGGUAACCUUAUCCAACACACCUAUAGUGACCAUAUGUCUAUGGCUAAAUUAUCCUGCGCCAAUAUCAGGACUAAUGCUCUCUAUGGUCUCCUAACUGUCAUAGUGAUUGGGGGCUUUGAUAUACUCUGUAUCACUGCAUCUUAUACCAUGAUUAUCCGUGCUGUAAUUCAUCUAUCAUCUUCAGAUGCUCGCCACAAAGCCUUCAGUACCUGUACAUCACACAUUUGUGACAGAGACUUCUGCAAAAAUCAAGUUCCUCUCCUGAAUUAG